CUCGAACUCGACGUCGGAUUGUGUGCUGCAGCUGCAGACGGAGUGCGAGAUUUUUUUGUGUUUUUUGGCCAACGCCGGUUCCAAGCGGAAAUUCCCCGAGUGUGCUUCGUUUCCGUGACGUGUGCUUCCGGGUGUUAAAUUUCCGGUGUGGAUUGCUGAUUGUGAGGAAGAGACGGGCUUUUGGUGCGGAUUUUUGCGGUUUAGUUCGGACUCUGUUCCGUGGGUAAAGUGUUUUGUGUGGCGCAGGUUCCAGCGGGCUCGGACUGGUCACGGCCUGCGAAGGUAGCAAGUAGCAGCAGCAAAAUUUCGGCUUAAUGUCUAGUGGUGAAGUUCGUGAGAGCAGCUGCGCCGUCGAACCCCCAGCCGCCAAGAAGCGGAAACUGCCGCCCUCUUCGUCGACUUGCCCGGAGGAGGUUGGGGCAGUAGUAGGAGCAGCUGGUGGAGUGGUAGAGGAAGGUGGUGCAGAGGCAGUAGUCGACCAAACUUCGCAGCAAAGACAGCAGCAGCAGCAGCAAAAGUCAGAAGAGGCAGCAGUUGAAAUGGCGACGUCGACGGCAAACAACAAUGGUUCGGGUCCGGAAGGUGGUUCCCAGGCUGGUGGUGGCAACCAGGACAUCGACGAGGGUCUGUACUCGCGCCAGCUGUACGUGCUCGGCCAUGACGCGAUGCGGCGGAUGGCCAAAUCGGACGUGCUCAUCUCCGGCCUCGGCGGGCUGGGCGUGGAAAUCGCGAAAAACGUAAUCCUCGGCGGGGUCAAAUCUGUCACUCUGCAUGACAAAGCGCUUUGCACCGUGGCCGAUCUGUCGUCCCAGUUCUAUCUGACUGCGGACGAUGUCGGCCGGAACCGGGCCGAGGUGAGCUGCCACCAGCUGGCCGAACUCAACAACUAUGUGCCUACCAGUGCGUACACCGGGGACCUCACCGAGGACUUCCUGCUGCGGUUCCGCUGUGUGGUCCUCACGCUGACCGCCCCCGCGGAGCAGCACCGGAUCGCCGAAAUCACCCAUCGGCACAACAUUGCCCUCAUCAUCGCGGACACCCGCGGCCUGUUUUCGCAAAUCUUUUGCGAUUUCGGCACCAACUUUACCGUGUACGACCAAACCGGAGCGAACCCCGGUUCGGCGAUGGUCGCCAGCAUCACGUCCGACCCGGAGAGCAUCGUGACGUGCCUGGACGAGAAUCGGCACGGCUUCGAGGACGGGGACUACGUAACCUUCACCGAGGUCGAAGGCAUGACCGAGCUGAACGGAUGCGAUCCGAUCAAGAUCAAGGUGCUGGGCCCGUACACGUUCAGCAUCGGCGACACGUCCAAGAACACGGCGUACGUGCGGGGUGGAAUCGUGACCCAGGUCAAGAUGCCCAAGCAGAUCUCGUUCAAGCCGCUGGCGGAGGCGGAAAACGCGCCCGAGUUCAUCAUGUCGGACUUCUCCAAGUGGGACCACCCGCAGAACACGCAGCUGGCGUUCACCGUGUUGGGCCGCUUCCAGGAGAAGAACGGCGGUCGGCUGCCCCGUCCGUGGAGCGUUGAGGACGCGGCGCAGUUCGUCGAGCUGUGCAAGGAGCGCGCCAAGGAGCUCAAGGUGGAGGAGAUCAACGAGGGCAUGCUGACUACGUUUGCCAAGGUCUGCUCGGGAGAUCUGUGCCCGAUGAACGGGGCGAUCGGAGGAAUUACCGCGCAGGAGGUCAUGAAGGCUUGCACUGGGAAGUUCACACCGAUCUACCAGUACUUCUCGUUCGACGCCAUCGAAUGUCUGCCGGAGGGUGGUUUGACCGAGGAAGAGUGCGCCCCGGUUGGGUCGCGUUACGACGGCCAGAUUGCCGUGUUUGGGCGCAAGUUCCAGGACGUGCUCGGCCAGCUGAAGUACUUUAUCGUGGGCGCCGGUGCGAUCGGGUGCGAGCUGCUCAAGAACUUUGCCAUGAUCGGGGUGGCGUCGAAGGAGGGCGGCGAGAUCAUCGUCACCGACAUGGAUCUGAUCGAGAAGAGCAACCUGAACAGGCAGUUCCUGUUCCGCCCGCACGACGUGCAGCAGCCCAAGUCGCGGGUCGCGGCGCUCGCCGUCAAGCGCAUGAACGGGGACAUUAACGUGACCUCGCACGAGAACCGGGUCGGCGUUGAGACGGAGAAGGUCUACGACGAUACGUUCUUCGAGCGGCUGGAUGGCGUGGCGAACGCGCUGGAUAACAUUGACGCGCGCAUCUACAUGGAUCGUCGCUGUGUGUAUUAUCGCAAGCCGCUGCUCGAGUCGGGCACGCUGGGAACCAUGGGCAAUAUUCAGGUGGUCGUCCCGUUCCUGACGGAGUCGUACAGCUCGUCGCAGGACCCGCCGGAGAAGUCGAUCCCGAUCUGCACGCUGAAGAACUUCCCGAACGCGAUCGAGCACACGCUGCAGUGGGCCCGUGACAUGUUCGAGGGCAUCUUCAAGCAGUCGGCCGCGAACGCCGCCCAGUACAUCUCGGAUCCGACGUUCAUCGAGCGCACGCUCAAGCUGCCCGGCUGCCAGCCGCUCGAGGCGCUGGAAUCGGUUAAGACUGCCCUCAUCGACGAGCGUCCAAAGUCGAUCGAGGACUGCGUCAAGUGGGCCCGGUUCCACUUCCAGGAGCAGUACGCGAACCAGAUCAGCCAGCUGCUGUUCAACUUCCCGCCGGACCAGCAGACGUCCUCGGGGCAGCCGUUCUGGUCGGGGCCGAAGCGCUGUCCGGAGCCGAUCCCGUUCAACGUGGACAACGCCAUGCAUCUGGACUACGUGUUUGCGACGGCCAAUCUGCGCGCGGCCGUGUACGGAAUUCCGCAGCUGCGAGACCGUGCGGCCAUCGCCGGCCUUGUGAGCAAGGUUCAGGUCCCCGUCUUCGUGCCGAAAUCGGGCGUCAAGAUCGCCGUUACGGACGCGGCCAUGCAGGCCGAGGCCAACGGUGCCAGCGGCGACGAGCUGGACAAGGACCGCAUCACCCGGCUCCGCGACGAGCUGGCCUCGCUCGGACGGCUCGACUUCACCGUCACGCCGCUCGAGUUCGAAAAGGACGACGACAACAAUCUGCACAUGGACUUUAUCGUGGCGGCGUCGAACCUGCGUGCCGCAAACUACAAGAUUCCGCCGGCGGAUCGGCACAAGUCGAAGCUGAUUGCGGGCAAGAUUAUGCCGGCCAUCGCGACGACCACCUCGCUGGUCGCCGGCUGCGUGUCGCUCGAGCUGUACAAGCUGGCGCAAGGAUUCAACACGCUGGAGCGCUUCAAGAACGGCUUCAUCAACCUGGCGCUGCCGUUCUGCACCUUCUCGGAGCCGAUCCAGGCCAAGAAGCAGACCUACUACGACAAGGACUGGACGCUGUGGGACCGCUUUGAGGUGCAGGGCGAGAUGACGCUGAAGCAGUUCCUGGACCACUUUGAGAACGAGCACAAGCUGGAGAUUACGAUGCUGUCGCAAGGUGUCUGCAUGCUGUACGCGUUCUUCAUGGCCAAGGACAAGAAGGCGGAACGGCUCGCGCUCAACAUGUCCGAGGUGGUGCGGCGCGUCUCGAAGAAGAGCAUCGAGCCGCACGUGCGCGCCCUGGUCUUUGAGAUUUGCUGCAACGACUCGGACGGGAACGACGUCGAGAUUCCGUACGUGCGCUACAUUUUGCCCUAGGUGAUAAAAAGGAGAGAUAGGUAGUGAGCACACAGACACACACACACACAACUACACUUACACCUACACUGAGAAGUAAUUUUUAAGAGUGCAAACACUAACACACACCGUACACUGGCGAGAGUUUGAAGACUCCAAAGUGAGCGAACACCCCGAAUUCAACAAUCCUUUCUGUUUUCUUUCCUGCAAAAUAAAAGCGAUCUGGUUAUCCAAACUGGAGUUUCUUCCCUCAAAUGAUUUGUGUCUCAAAGUCUGUCCACUUUGUUUAUUAUCUCUUGUGUGAUAUUGAAGUCAAGUCACUCUCUCUCUUUUAACAAUAAAAUCUAUUUAUCUUUUCACCUAACUCUGCUAGGGCAUUUUGCAUUGCUUUCUCUUCGGCGCGCUGCCCAGGUUUAAAUUCAUCAUCGCUGCAUUCAAAUCUUUAGAAAAUUGCGCAUAUUUUGAUUAGCCACACCCUCCGCCCCAACCAGCAAAAUAAAUCAACCAAUCGAAUCGGUUAUAGUUUUAGACGACUAAACAGGUUUAAUCGCGUGUGGCCGGGGGAGAGAAUCAACUAAACAAGGCAUUUCGAACGUGUGUUGCUUACUUUAGAAUAAACAAAAAAAAACAACACACACAACGCAACACUCUUUUUUGGUCUCUGUAGUAGAUUGAGCGGAAGGAAACGUGCAAGAUUAAAAAAAUAAUAAUAAACCCAGAAAGGUGUGGAAAAGUGAAAAUCGCGAACGUAACGAAAAGAAGAAUCGAGCUGAACGACGUUUGGCGCGUGCAGGCAUAUAACUAAAGCAAAAUUGAAUGAAGAAUUAUUAAUUUUUACUGAAUGAUAAAUGAGUAGUUAUAAAAAAAAACAAACACAGAAAAAGCUAUGGUAGCACCUUAAUGCAAGAUGGAAGAGAACAAAUGUGAAACGGAAACAUUGAAUUUGCAAAUAAAUUACAUGAUCAUGAAAUUUGACAAUUUA
This is a messenger RNA of Culex pipiens pallens (northern house mosquito), 4584 nucleotides long. RefSeq names its product ubiquitin-like modifier-activating enzyme 1 (gene Uba1). Lineage: Eukaryota; Metazoa; Arthropoda; Insecta; Diptera; Culicidae. Gene Ontology annotation, biological process: protein sumoylation. Bases 315 to 3623 code for a protein of 1102 amino acids. Gene Ontology annotation, molecular function: SUMO activating enzyme activity. Gene Ontology annotation, cellular component: cytoplasm; SUMO activating enzyme complex. The transcript has 6 exons. The record is from RefSeq and is a predicted model, not a curated record.